Sparassis crispa is the source of this 1401-nucleotide messenger RNA. RefSeq lists its product as uncharacterized. The transcript has 9 exons. Gene Ontology annotation, biological process: biosynthetic process. Gene Ontology annotation, molecular function: L-kynurenine:2-oxoglutarate transaminase activity; pyridoxal phosphate binding. The record is from RefSeq and is a predicted model, not a curated record. Bases 1 to 1401 code for a protein of 466 amino acids. Gene Ontology annotation, cellular component: cytoplasm; mitochondrion. Lineage: Eukaryota; Fungi; Basidiomycota; Agaricomycetes; Polyporales; Sparassidaceae.
AUGAUGAAGAAGGUUGUACGACUCACACGACCUGGCGUCUUCCGCCUUCCUGUUGCCACUCGACGUAUCCCUCUGCGACCGUACUCAGCUGCAAGCGCAGCUGUCCAGCAAAAGCCCGAGUAUGUACAGGACCGGACGAAGCUCAUCCCGGUCGCUGCACGUCUGCAGGAGGGCCGUGCACUGAUGCUCGACGUAUGGACCAUCUUCAAUGCUGCGAACUUGCCCCCAGAUUGCAUCAACCUGGGCCAGGGCUACAUGAACUUUCCGCCACCGCAGUGGGCCCGCGACGCUGCCGACGAAGCUCUGAAAUCGGUUGAGGGGAACCACUACGCUCCCACGAGAGGCAGGCUGCGGCUCCGCAGAGCCAUCAAAAACUUCUAUGGCACCCAGUUCGGCAGAGAGCUCGACACCGAGAGCGAGAUUCUCGUCACUAGUGGUGCGAACGAAGGACAGUAUGCUGCGCUCACGGCUUUUAUUGAUCCGGGCGAUGAGGUCAUUAUGCUUGAGCCAUUCUUCGAGCUCUACCUCCCGACGAUCGUCUUCAAUGGAGGUAAGCCAGUGUAUGUACCCCUGCACCCGAUUUCGGAUCCUGCGUCUCCGAAUAAGCGAACUUGGAACUUGGACUUUGACGAGCUGAGGCGUGCGAUCACCCCGCGAACCAAAAUGAUUAUGUUGAACUCGCCUCACAACCCUCUCGGGAAGGUGUUCAACCGGGAAGAACUGGAAGGGAUUGCAGAUAUCGCUGAAGAAUUCAACCUGCUGGUCAUGUCCGACGAGGUCUACGAAGCCCUUGUGUAUGAUGGGAAGGAGCACAUUCGGUUCGCCACCCUUCCUGGCAUGUGGGACCGCACCAUCACGGUUGGAUCUGCAGGAAAAAUGUUCGCCGCCACGGGUUGGCGCGUCGGUUGGCUCAUCGGCCCACCUGCACUCAUUGAACCGACGCUGGCGGCGACGACGCGCAUCGUCUUCUGCUCGAACACGCCGAUGCAGGAGGCCGCUGCCGCGGGGCUUGAGCAGGCCAGAGAGAGGCGAUUCUUCGAGACACAGCUGCAGGAGUACACGGAGCGUCGGGAUAUCCUUACGCGGGCGUUUGAUGAGCUCGGCAUGGCGUACACCCAUCCAGAAGGUAGUUACUUUAUCAUGCUGGAUGUGUCUAAUGUGACUUGGCCGGAUAAUUACAAGUUCCCGCCUGCUAUGGAAGGUCGAGGGCGGAAUUUCAAGGCGAUAUGGUUCAUGGCGAAUGAACUCCGUGUGUCGUCGGUUCCAGUCACGGACUUCUACUGCGACGAACACCGCGACAUCGGCGAGAAUUACGCUCGCUUCUCGUUCUGUAAAGACGCCGAGACUUUGAGGAUUGCUGCGAAACGCCUACAGAACUUGCGGCAGUACUUGCGCAAUUAA